UUUCACUAAGCUCGUGAAGAAGUUAAUUCUUAUUUAUUAUCGGAAAUUUAUUUCUGCUCUUGAAUCAAAAAUAAAAACGAACUUAUUUAUUAUUACUGAUCGAAGUAAAAGCUCGUCCAAAAGUUUUUUCGGGAAAUGGGGGGCAGGAAAAACAAUGACCGACUUUAUCAAAGAGCUGGAGGACAUUUAUAACCUUUUCACUCUCAAUGGUAUCCCCGUCGUCGUCACCAGCGCUGUUUUCUCCAGAAUUGCAAAGUUCAUCAGUCAUUAUAUUAUUAAAACUUUGACGUUGGGGUAUCAGUACUGCACGUGGAAUAAAAGUUUGCGUAUUCUGGAAAAUAUCGGAGUUCUUCGAGAAUGGUUUAAAGAAAAAAACUUUGAUAAAGGAGAAGACACUUCACUCGAUUCUGCUGUACAGGCCUUAACUUUAAUAAAAAAUGCUUCAAAACUUUCGGAUACAAGAAUUUUUCUUAAAGAAUUAAAUCCAUUGGAAAUAAGAAAAAUUCUAACCAAUUAUCACGGAGACUAUGGAGAAAAAAUAUCGCAACAAACAAUAUCUCAAAUUAUUGCCCAGUGUGAUCCCAACGAGACUGGUCUUAUUUUAAUGCCAGCAGAGGAAUUGUCACCACCUGAAAUAAGCGUUACAGACUUUUUUUUCCCACAAUACGAUAUUGUUGAUUUUGGACCGCUAAAGGAACUUGUCAUUUAG
Zophobas morio is the source of this 709-nucleotide messenger RNA. Its product is annotated as unconventional myosin-Va-like. The record is from RefSeq and is a predicted model, not a curated record. The transcript has 8 exons. The coding region runs from base 155 to 709 and encodes 184 amino acids. Lineage: Eukaryota; Metazoa; Arthropoda; Insecta; Coleoptera; Tenebrionidae.